CAGCUAGAGGUGCGCUGAUCAUUGGUUCGGUUGGGCUAUUGAUCUUCCUUCAAGGUAACACUUCUUUUCCUAAAUCAUCCGUCUCUGAAUUGAAAAUGAGUUCGUCGUUCCAAAGAAACAAUGCGUUGCAUACAGUGCAUAUUGCGAUUAUAGUUUCCCUUUCAUUCUAUCGUUGCCCUUAUUCGAAGUUCUGCUGCAGAUACACCGGCUUACCACGCUCAGCAACCAAUAUCUCCAUCCUCACCACAACACAAUCUUCAAUCGCUGCCGAUCUAGAUGCAUUCGAGAAGGCCAUCUGGUUUACUUCCUCUUACUUAAUUGCCAUGUCUUCUCUUGCUCCCUUGAUGGGCCGUUUAUCUCAGGUCUUGAGCGCGCGACUUUGCAUGUUCUCGUCUACCAUCCUCAUGUGCGCAGGAUCAAUUGUUACUUCCACUUCGGCUUCUUUCAAUAUGUUCAUUGUCGGGCGCGUUUUGACUGGCGCGGGUGGCGCGGGCAUACUCAUUGUUGCCAUCAUCCUCGUCAUACAGAUGACCAGCGCGAAGCGGCGAGGACUGUACAUUGGCCUCGCGAAUUCCGGUAUGACCGUUGGAGUCUCGCUCGGGGCUGUCAUCGCGGGUGCCCUAGAGCCUAAGAUUGGAUGGAAACCUCUCUUCGGCAUCCAAGCCCCUCUCAGCAUCCUAGCAGGCUUCGGCCUCCUGUUCAGUAUUCCGGCAAACUUCAACGAGAAAAACAACCGCUACAAGCACCUCACCACCCGCAACAAGCUGGCGCGAGUUGACUAUUCCGGCGCCGUCUUGCUGAUUGUCACCAUCGUACUCUUCCUCCUUGGUCUCUCAGGUCCACGUAUUCUGGCUAUACCUCUUAUACUAUCUGCUCUCGCUCUUCCCCUGUUCAUCCUGAACGAGAUUUACAUCGCCAAGGAGCCGGUCAUCCCCAUUUCAGUCCUCAGAUCUCGCGGUACCCUCCUCACCUGCCUUGCCACCGUAGGCUUCAUGAUGGCGAGAUGGUGCGUCCUGUUCUACACGCCCGUAUAUGCGCUCGCCGUGCGCGACUGGAAGCCUGCUGUCGCCGGCUCUAUCCUCAUCCCCACCAAUGCCGGAUUCGCUAGCGGUGGCCUCCUAGCAGGGAUUUUCCACAUUCGUCGAGACGGCAGCUUCUACAUGCACACACUCAUCUCAAUGGCCUUAUUCCCAGUCACGCUUCUCAUCUUGGCAUUCAUAUCCACCGCCCACAGCGCCUGGGGUAUGUACGUCCUCAUGGUCUUCUGCAACGGUGCACUCGCCGGCGCAUCGCUGAACUACGCGCUUGUUCACCUCCUUCAUCUGACGCGCCCAGACGUGCACCCAAUCGUAUUGUCUCUUCUCGCGACGUUCCGCGGAUUCGCCGGCAGCUUCGGGUCUGCGAUUGGCGGCGGGUUCUUUGGAAGAGUACUCCACAAGUCGCUCGUUGAUGGAUAUGCCAAGGCCGGCUUGGAGGACCGCGGGGACCUGAUUCGGAAGCUAUUGGGCAGCCCAGCGCUCGUUGGCACUCUGAAAGGGACGGAGAAGGAGGUUGCGGUCCGCGCGUAUGAGGAUGGCUUGAAGGCGCUGUUCCUGGGCGGAGUGGGGCUUGCUAUUAUCGUUACUCUUGCUCAGGCGAGCACUGGGUGGAAAGGGCCGACGAAGGAGGAGCAGAUAGAUGUGGAGGAAGACGUGGAGGGCGAACAGGCUUUGGUCGCUGGAUCUUAGCCUGGAAGCGGAGCAGCG
Trematosphaeria pertusa is the source of this 1745-nucleotide messenger RNA. Its product is annotated as MFS general substrate transporter. Gene Ontology annotation, biological process: transmembrane transport; basic amino acid transport. The transcript is spliced from 2 exons. Gene Ontology annotation, molecular function: basic amino acid transmembrane transporter activity. Gene Ontology annotation, cellular component: fungal-type vacuole membrane. The coding region runs from base 96 to 1727 and encodes 543 amino acids. Lineage: Eukaryota; Fungi; Ascomycota; Dothideomycetes; Pleosporales; Trematosphaeriaceae. The record is from RefSeq and is a predicted model, not a curated record.